Nomascus leucogenys (northern white-cheeked gibbon) is the source of this 591-nucleotide messenger RNA. RefSeq lists its product as uncharacterized. The transcript has 3 exons. Bases 1 to 351 code for a protein of 116 amino acids. NCBI's taxonomy places the organism in Eukaryota, Metazoa, Chordata, Mammalia, Primates, Hylobatidae. The record is from RefSeq and is a predicted model, not a curated record.
AUGUGGCGCGUCACAAGGAAAGCUGAGCAGGCAAUUGCUGCCCCGCCCACUCUGGGAAGAGGGCCGGGGCCACGGGCUCCAGGGAGAGGGAAGGGGCGGGGCUGCCGGCUCCAGGGGGGACGGGCUUUCCCUGGGUGGGCAAUUGGGCGGGACGGGCUUUCCCUGGGUGGGCGCAGCAGCUUCCUGGGCCGCCCUCACGCUCUGGGUCAGAGUUCCUUUACAGGCGGACCUGAGAGGCAACUCACCGACUCCUUCCCUGGACCCUCCUGCUCCACUGAACCCCCUGACCUGGGAGCCGCGGAACCUAGGGCUCAGGAGAUGAACCAGGACCUACCCGAAGGUACCAAGUGAACUUCAAGGUAAAGUCCAAUUCUCAGAUGCUGGAUGUCUUCCAAAAAUGAAGCAAAUUGGUAACUUAGUAGCUGAGUCAACUAUUCCUGUUAGAUGGUCAACACUGUUUUUUUAUUUUAGUAUUUUUAAGUGGCAACUCUAGUGUGUGAGAAAAUGAAUGUGACAGCUGAAUUUGUAGAAAGCUGCUUUGACUCUUGGGCUCCUUCAUAAGCCCUCGAACUAAAUAAAAGUCUAGUGAAU